AAAAUGUUUUAAAAGAUGAUGGUUUUGGAGCUCUAGCACCACCACCUCCGCUCUCUCCUCCUCCUCCUCCGCCACGGAAACCAUCUCAUUGUCUCUCUUCAGUCACUCCUUUCAAAAAAACUACAACCUUAUCAUCUAAAACUUCCUUAUUUAUAGAUCUUUGUUGUUCAAUCUCGAACAAAUUGGUCACUGUAAAAGGCGAUAGCUGUAUCUUUACUUCAAUAUCUCGUACACUUCUUUUAUUCAACUCUCUUUUGAAGCCACAUUACUUCUGCUAUACAGGUUGAGAUGGACCGCCGGGGUGGUUGGCCAUGGAAGAGAAAAUCAUCAUCUGAAAAGACUGAGAAGGUGUUAGCUGAGUCUGUUGGUGCAGCUCCGGCGUCUGCCGGAUCUCAAGCCAAUCAGGAUAAUUACAAAAAACCGACAUAUGUUCAAAUUUCUGUGGAAUCAUACACUCAUCUGACUGGUCUGGAGGAUCAAGUGAAAACUUACAAGGAACAAGUUCAGGCACUGGAAGAUCAAAUUAGAGACUUGAAUGAACAAUUGUCCACUGCAGAAUCAGAGAUUACUACCAAGGACAACCUGGUGAAACAGCAUAACAGAGUUGCUGAAGAAGCUGUCUCAGGUUGGGAGAAGGCUGAAGCAGAAGCAUUGGCAUUGAAAAAUCAUUUAGAAUCUGUCACACUACAGAAGCUUACUGCCGAAGAUAGAGCAUCACAUUUGGAUGGUGCUCUUAAAGAAUGCAUGCGGCAGAUACGAAAUCUGAAGGAAGAACAUGAGCAGAAAUUGCAAGAUGUUGUUCUUACAAAAACUAAGCAAUGCGACAAAAUUAGGCUUGAGCUUGAAUCAAGGAUAGCAAACCUAGAUCAAGAACUCCUUAGGUCUGAAGCAGAAAAUGCUGCGCUUUCCAGGUCUUUGCAAGAACGUUCUAACAUGCUAAUGAAGAUAAGUGAAGAAAAAUCCCAAGCUGAGGCUGAAAUUGAACAUUUGAAGGGCAAUAUUGAAUCAUGUGAAAGGGAAAUAAAUUCAGCGAAAUAUGAACUCCACAUAGUUGCCAAAGAGCUUGAAAUUCGUAAUGAAGAAAAGAACAUGAGCAUGAGGUCUGCAGAGGUAGCCAACAAGCAACAUAUGGAGGGUGUCAAGAAGAUAGCUAAACUGGAAGCAGAGUGCCAAAGAUUACGUGGACUUGUGCGGAAGAAGUUGCCUGGGCCUGCUGCUCUGGCACAAAUGAAGCUAGAGGUAGAAAGUUUAGGCCGAGACUAUGGAGAUACCCGACUGAGGAGGUCUCCUGUUAAAGCAGCAAGUCCACAUUUAUCCCCUGUUACAGAGUUUUCACUUGAUAGUGUACAGAAAUUCCAUAAAGAGAAUGAGUUUCUCACUGAACGGUUAUUGGCGAUGGAAGAAGAAACAAAGAUGCUUAAAGAAGCUUUGGCAAAGCGUAACAGUGAAUUGCAGGCUUCAAGGAAUCUGUGUGCUAAGACAUCUAGCACAAUUCAAACUUUGGAGGCACAACUGCAAACUGGCAAUCAGCAUAAAAGUCCUCCUAGCUUCACCUCCAUCUCAGAAGAUGAAAAUGAUGACAAAGUAAGCUGUGCAGACUCUUGGGCAACAGCUCUGAUCUCUGAGCUCUCCCAGUUCAAGAAGGAAAAGCACACAGAGAAGUCAAACAAUGCUGAAAAUGCGAAGCACUUGGAGCUUAUGGAUGACUUUCUUGAGAUGGAGAAGUUGGCUUGUUUAUCAAAUGAUUCUAAUGCAAAUGUUGCUACCACUGCUCCAGACUGUGCAAGCAACAAGAUAUCUGAGGUUAUGAACCACAAUGCUUCAGGAGUGGUCAAUACUGAGCAGAAUUUCCGAUCUGAACAGCAGCAUAAUAUGGAUUUGUCCCAGAGUAAUCCAGAAUCUGAUGCAAAGCAGCUCCCAAUAAUGCAGCUUCGAUCAAGAAUCUCUAUGUUACUUAAGUCCAUGUCCAGUGAUUCUGAUCUGGGGAAAAUUGUGGAGGAUAUUAAACAAGCUGCAGAAGAUGUGCAUGGUGCACUGCAUAAACAAUCUGCAAGUUGUGGUUCUACAGAUGUGAACUGUUCUGAUGCCCUAUGCAAUAGGGAGGCUCCAGGAGAUGCUGAAUUAAGAGCAGAUGAGAAAAUUGAUUUCUCCCAAGAUGACAAGCUGGUUUCAAAAACUAUAUGUGUUAUAAGCAAGGAGUUGUUGAUGGCUAUUACUCAUAUUCAUGACUUUGUGCUGUUCCUUGGCAAAGAAGCAAGAGCUGUUCAUGAUACGUCUUCUGAUGGAAAUGGAUUGAGCCAAAAUAUUGAGAAGUUCUCUGUCAGCUUUAACAAGGUCUUAGAUAGCAGUGGAAGUUUGGUUGAUUUCAUUUUCGAUCUUUCUCAGGUUUUAUUGAAAGCCAGCAAACUCAGAAUAAAUAUCCUGGGCUAUAAGGGUAUUGAAGUAGAACCUAACAGUCCAGAUUGCAUUGAUAAGGUUGCUUUACCGGAGAAUAAGUUCACUCAGAAGGAUUUGUCAGGAGAAAGAUAUCCAAAUGGUUGUGACCACAUUUCUAAUCCAACCUCUGAUCCUGAGGUUCCUGAUGAUGGUAAUUUAGUCAGAGGCUAUGAAGUAAAAACCAAUGCAUGCCCUUUCUCACUGGAACAGUUUGAAGUAUUGAAAUUGGAGAAAGAUAACAUGGCAAUGGAUCUAGCUAGAUGUACUGAAAAUAUGGAGAUGACUAAGUCUCAAUUACAUGAAACUGAGCAGCUUCUUGCUGAGGCUAAAUCACAAUUGGCUUCUGCUCAAAAGUCAAAUAGCUUGGCUGAGACACAGCUCAAAUGUAUGGCAGAGUCUUAUAGGUCACUUGAAAUGCGUGCCCAGGAACUAGAAUCUGAGGUGAACCUUCUGAGAGCAAAAAUAGAUAAUCUGGAAAUUGAGCUUCAAGACGAAAAGACAAGUCACCACGAUGCUCUGGCUAGAUGCAAGGAACUUGAGGAGCAACUUCAAAGGAAUGAGAGCCAUGGUGAGGCUGAUGACGAUCUGAAGACCAAGCAGGAGAGGGAGUUAACAGCAGCAGCAGAGAAGCUGGCAGAGUGUCAAGAAACUAUCUUUCUUCUUGGCAAGCAGUUGAAUUCUUUGCGACCUCAGCCAGAGCUCAUGGGAUCUCCAUUCAACCAGAGUCAUCAAAGAGUUGAAGGGUUCCCUGAAGAUGAACUUGCUUCUAGCAGCGUGAACUUACAAGACUUAAAUCAAGCUGGGAUGGACACUGCUGUUUCUCCCAAUAAUAUCCUCAGAGUAGGUGCGGAGUCACCCUUGCACAAUUAUAGUUCCCCAUGUAGCCCAUCCCAAAACGAACAAAACAUCAACAGAUCACCAAUCAAUUCAACGCAUCCAAAACACAGGCCUUCAAAAUCAAGCUCAUCAUCUUCUUCUUCCUCAGCCCCAACUCCAGAGAAACAGUCGAGAGGAUUUAGCAGAUUCUUUUCGUCAAAAGGGAAGAAUGGUCAAUAGACCAUGCAGCUUACUAGCCAAAAAGAUAGCAGUGGAUAAGAGCACUGGGUAAUAAUAAAAAAACACCAACAAUGGGGAGUUGUAUGGUUGUUGAAGCCUCGUCGGAACGAGUUAUAGGAGGGGUAAGGUUGUGAAAUUAUGGCUUGGAGUUGGGUUAAUUUUUGUAACUACUGACUGUAUAUGAUAUCCAUGUUAUCGGUUAAUUUGUAUUUUCUUCUUUCUACUCGUGUCUCUUUCUACUCGUGUCUGUAAUUUUGGUUAAUUGAACAUGACAUAGUUUGAAACUAUUUUGCAUAUAUAUUGUAUGUGGAAGUAUUGUUAUUACGCAAAUACGCAAUAUAAUCUUCUCCAAAUAAUAAUUGCUUGGGAUUUUACA
Molecule: messenger RNA, 3868 nt
Organism: Mangifera indica (mango)
Lineage: Eukaryota; Viridiplantae; Streptophyta; Magnoliopsida; Sapindales; Anacardiaceae
Product: filament-like plant protein 4
Exons: 6
Coding region: 289-3492 (1067 amino acids)
Source: RefSeq, a predicted model, not a curated record